Mytilus trossulus (common blue mussel) is the source of this 3704-nucleotide messenger RNA. RefSeq names its product importin-4-like. Lineage: Eukaryota; Metazoa; Mollusca; Bivalvia; Mytilida; Mytilidae. Gene Ontology annotation, biological process: protein import into nucleus. Gene Ontology annotation, molecular function: nuclear import signal receptor activity; small GTPase binding. The transcript has 29 exons. The record is from RefSeq and is a predicted model, not a curated record. Gene Ontology annotation, cellular component: nucleus; cytoplasm. The coding region runs from base 106 to 3345 and encodes 1079 amino acids.
AUUCUACUUGCACUAACAUAACAACAUAGUUUCUUCCCCCUAACUUAAAUUAACCUGAAUUGGAGGGAAAACGUUAAUAUUGCUGAAAUAAUCUGUUUAACAAUCAUGUCUCAGGAGCUGGAAGACACUUUAGCAAAAUUAUUAGUACCGGAUAAUAAUACGAUACAGCAGGCAACUCAACAGUUGAAGGAGCUAUUCAAAGAUCCUGAUAUUAUUCCAGGUUUAUGCAAAGUUUUAGGGUUAUCUCAAGUUCCUCAGGUCAGACAGUAUGCUGCAGUAUUGAUACGUAGAAAAAUACAGAAAUCAAGACAUUGGCAUGCACAGUCAGUGGAAAUCCAACAGAAUAUCAGAGAGAAUAUCUUAGAAAUCUUACUGCAGGAAUCAGAAAAGAAUGUCAGGAAUGCAAUUGCACAGGUUGUUGCAACUGUUGCAAAACAUGAUUUACCCAAGAACCAAUGGCCACAACUUUUCCAGUUUCUAACAGCUUAUACAAAAAGUCAGAAUCCAGUAGAAAGGGAGACAGGAAUGUAUUUGUUAUACACGGUGUCAUCAUCUGCUGCAGAACAACUAAAGCCUCAUCUUGUGUCUCUUCUGCAGCUACUGUCAGAAGUUAUAUCUGAUAAUGAAAACCAGUUUGUACCAUACUAUGUGGUCAGGACACUAACUGAGCUGAUAUUUUUUGUUGGUGAUGAUGAAGUGAAAUAUGUUCAGGAGAUGUUACCAAGGAUUAUAGAUGUAGCUAAAGUACUUAUCCCUAUUGAUGAGGAUCAAGCAUGUGAAGUUCUGGAAGUAUUUGAUGAGAUGUUAGAAUGUGAAGUAGCCAUGCUUGUUCCCCAUAUGAAAACAGUUGUAGAUUUUUGUAUUGAGACUGCAGCUAAAGAUAUCUUAGAAGACAAAGUGAGAGUUAAGGGAAUGUCAUUUAUAGCCACAUUAAUUAAACUGAAGAAGAAGACCUUUUUGAAAAUGAAGCUGGUUGAUCCUGUAUUAAAUGUUUUAUUCGCUUUGAUGUGUGGUAGUGGUGAAGAAGAUAAUUCAGAAGAAGAGGAAGAAGACUUGGAUUCUUAUAAACCAGCACAGUAUGCUCCUCAGGUAAUUGACACUAUGGCCUUACAUUUACCACCAGAAAAACUUAUUCCUAACCUGAUGCAGUUGGUUGAACCUUUGAUAUCCAGUGAAAAUCCAUUGGUCAGGAGAGCAUGUUUUUUAUCUGUAGCAGUUGUAGCAGAAGGCUGUGCAGAUUAUAUUAUAAAAAAACAUCUUCAUCCUUUGUUACACUGUGUAGUGUCGGGUCUGAAUGAUCCAGACCAAGGAGUGAGAAAUGGAGCCUUAUUUGCAAUGGGUCAGUUUUCAGAACAUUUGCAGCCUGACAUUAGUAAAUAUGCAUCCGAGAUAUUGCCAUUGGUAUUCCAGUACUUGGGAAGAGCUACUAAUGAAAUAGAUAAAAACCCAAAAGGCCUGGUCAAAAGUUAUUAUGCUUUGGAAAUGUUUUGCGAAAACUUAGGAAAUGGAAUAGAGCCAUAUUUACAACCAUUGAUGGAACAUCUGCUUGAAGUACUGACGAUUCCUACAACCUCUGUUAAGCAGAAACAGUUAGCUAUCAGUGCUAUAGGUGCUACAGCUAAUGCAGCAAAAACAUUAUUGAAACCAUAUUUUCACGAAAUUAUAGAACUGUUUAAGGUAUACUUAACUGCUGGUGAUGAGGAAAGUGUAAGGAAAUUGCAGAUACAAGUGUUAGAUACAUUAGCUGUGAUCGCCAGAUCAAUAGGAAACGAAACGUUUAUGCCAUUAGCACAAGACUCUGCAGUUUUAGGUAUAAGUUUGUUAGAAACAGUUGAUGAUCCUGAUCUUAGAAGAUGUGUAUAUUCUCUCUUUGCUGCUUUGUCAUCAUUACUACAACAAGACAUGAUACCAUACAUGGAGAAAUUGGUUAUGUUCAUGAUAAACUCCAUAAAAUCAACAGAAGGAGUCAAGACUCACUAUAAAGAUGAAGAAGAGCAGGUAAUUAUGUUUAACGAAGAAGAUUUUUGUGAUGAAGAAGAUUUAACAGCUGGUGACAGUGAUCAAGAGGAAGAUUCCAAAAUUCAUGGAAUAAGUGUAGAGAAUGCCUACUUAGAUGAAAAAGAAGAUGCUUGUUGUGCUUUGGGAGAAUUAGCUGGAAACGCAGGGUCUAUAUUCUUUCCAUACCUAGAACAAAGUUUUGGUGUAGUGCUGGAAAUGGCCAACUACCCUACACCUGGUGUAAAGAAGGCAGCUUUAGUAGCUGUAGGCAACAUGUGUGUAUGUGUUCACAAAGCAACCUUGCAAAAUGCAUCUGAGGAAAUAAACACGGUGUUAACAAAUAUGUUGCAGUCAGUUGUUAAAAGAAUCUUAGAAAUAGUACAAGAAGAUACAGACAGAACAGUUGUUAUGACUGCAAUUGAUACUUUAUAUGAAAUGUUAGAAAAAAUAGGAAGACCUGUUUUAGAUGUUCAAGGUGCAACUGGUGCCAUACUUGCAAGGAUGAAAGAAGCAUUUACAAACAAGUUAUCUUGCCAAGAUGAAGAUACCUUAGAAGAUGAUGAUCAACAGGCAGAAUUCGAUGGAAUGUUGAUUGAAUCUGCAGGCGAUGUCCUUCCUGUAAUGGCUAAACUAUUAGGAGGAGAUAUAUUCUUGCCUUUUUUUAGAAGUUUUCUGGUAGAUUUAUUGAAAAGAUUAAAAGAAACAAGUUCUGUGUCAGAAAAGUCAUUCGCUGUAGGUACAUUAGCUGAAACAUUGUUAGCCUGUGGGCAGGUCUCAGUACACUUUGUAGAUCCACUUUAUCCUCUGUUUAUGAAGAUGAUUAGAGAUGAAGACGAGGAGGUUCGCAGUAAUUCCAUAUUUGCCCUUGGUGUGCUUAUGGCAAAUAGUGGAGAUAAGUUAUUUUCACAUUAUACACAAGUUUUAAAAACCUUAUUUGCAAUAUUGAAUAAAGAAGGCAACCCAAGAGUGAUAGAUAAUGUAUGUGCAGCGACAUGUAGAAUGAUAUCAACACAUAAGUCAGCUCUACCACUUGAACAGGUUAUCCCAGUGAUUGUACAAUGUUUACCGCUGAAGGAGGAUUUUGAAGAAAAUGGGACGGUUUACAACUGCUUAUUACAGCUUUAUAGUGAUGAUAUAGAAAUAAUUAAAGCUCAUAUUCCAAGAAUUUUAGAGUCUAUAUCAUGUGUAGUAGGAACAGAAAAGGUUAAACAAGAUGUACAGUCAACAUUAGUACAUUUCGUUAAAGAUGUUUCUGUGAAGUACCCUGGGGAUUAUCAAGCUGUCAGAAAUGUUUUACCUGCUGAAAAAAUUUCGAAAUUAGAUGCUUGUCUUCAAAUGAGUUUUUGAUGUAGUUAAACAUGCAGGCAACUGUUUAUAGUUAUACAUGCAGAUUUUGUCAUGAUGUACUAAGGUUUUACUGCCUCAAUGUUAUAGAUUUGUAACUUGAAUUAAUUAAAUAAUUUAUAACCAAUGACAUUUGAUUAUACGGCAUUUUCAGGAACAAUCUGUUAUUUAAAUUCUCAAUUUGAAGUUAUGUUUCGUGCUGCAAAUUUUUACAUGAGUUGUUCAUUGACUUACAACAUGUUUUUCCUUAAACCAAAAUCAUGUUUAAAGGUUCGUUAGCUGUUAAAUUCAUUUUCUUUGAUUUGAUUUAUACCAUAUUAAAACGUUUAUUCAAAUGAUCUCAAAAUGGGAUCGAUAAUAUA